ACCUCUUAACCUAAGAGUAACACAUCCCUCAAGAGUCAGUUCUCUAUAUAUAUAUAUAUGUCUCUCUCUCUAUGUUAGUAGAAGUUCCUCAUAGUUUUCCUGCUUCUACAAGAAUAACACAAUCCUCUAGAGGCAGGUUUUCGUUACAAGAUGGGCACAAUGUCUGAAAGAAUGGGAGCGAUGGGUGGUACCAUGGGCAGCCCAUUUGACGAUGGUGUUUUCGAUGGCGUGAGAAGAAUAAUUGUCGGAAGAGACUGGGACUGUGUUUCUUAUAUCAAGAUUGAGUACGAAAAUAGUGCCGGAAAUUUUGAAACCCGUGAACAUGGAACGAAUCGCGGGGGAAUUCAAGAGUUCACAGUGGAUUAUCCGAGUGAAUAUAUCACAUCCGUUGGUGGAAGUUUCUCGCGUGUUUUUAGAUAUGGAACAGAGCUUAUCCAGUCGUUAAUCUUCAGAACCUCCCGUGGAAGGACCUCUCCGAUACUCGGUCAUUCGUUUUUGGGGUUUCAACUUGGGACAAGAUUCACGCUCGAGGGUAAAAAUGGUGGAAAGCUUCUAGGUUUUCACGGACGUUCUGGUCAAGCUCUUGAUGCCAUUGGACCUUACUUCUUCGCUGCGAAUCCUCCUCUUAGGCACUUCAACCCUCAAGGUGGGAACGGGGGGAGCGCUUGGGACGAUGGCGCUUUCGACGGUGUAAGAAGAAUACUCGUUGGACGAGGUGGUAGCUUUGUAAGUUUUCUCAGGUUUGAGUAUGCGAGAGGCCAAAGAACGGUGCCACAUGAUCAUGGGAGGAGGCAAGAGGUUCCACAGGAGGUAUUAAUUGUUGAUAUAAAAUAUAUGUGUAACUGUAUAUCUUUGUGUUUAUUGAGAUUUAUUUUAGUUAUUAUAAAAAUAUUUUGGUUGAAGUUUGUGGUGGAUCAUCCUAAUGAACAUAUUACAGUAGUGGAGGGAACCAUCGAUGGCUUCCUUACAUCGCUUAGGUUUCAAACAUCAAUAGGAAGAACCUCCCCUGCUUUUGGCAAUGUGGUUGGCAGGAGAUUUGUGUUCCAGGAAAAUAAUUUCAAGCUUGUCGGGUUUUCUGGUCGGUCUGGUGAUGUCAUUGAUGCCCUUGGUGCAAACUUUGGCCCUCUUCCAGCUCCAACUCCGAUUCCAGCUCCAGUUCCAGCUCCGGCUCCGGCUCCGGCUCCACGUCCAUCUCCGGCUCCAGGUCCAGCUGGACGCUGGCCUCCAGCUCCGGCUCCUGCUCCAGCUCCGGGUCCAGCUCCAGCUCCAGGUCCGGCUCCUGCUCCUGGUCCAGCUCCGGGUCAGGGUCCUGCUCCGGGUCGGGCUCCAGGUCCAGCUCCGGGUCGGGCUCCCGGUCCGGCUCCGGGUCCGGCUGGACGAUGAGGUCAACGUCCAGCUCUAGCUCCAACUCCAGGUCCGCCACAUGCUACAAACUUCAUCGUGGGAGGGAUCUGGUGUGUGACUUGUCAGACUUAAGUGUUAAGAGUUAGGUGUUGCUUGUGUGUUCUACAAAAUGUCUACAUUUUCCAUGUGUUUGGUAUGUCUGAAAUAACUCGAAUCUAUAAGUAUAUAAAUGGGGUUUAAAAUAAUAUA
Messenger RNA from Brassica rapa (field mustard), 1593 nucleotides. RefSeq names its product myrosinase-binding protein 2. Gene Ontology annotation, molecular function: carbohydrate binding. Lineage: Eukaryota; Viridiplantae; Streptophyta; Magnoliopsida; Brassicales; Brassicaceae. The record is from RefSeq and is a predicted model, not a curated record.